Molecule: messenger RNA, 2398 nt
Organism: Ctenopharyngodon idella (grass carp)
Lineage: Eukaryota; Metazoa; Chordata; Actinopteri; Cypriniformes; Xenocyprididae
Gene: neurog3
Product: neurogenin 3
Exons: 3
Coding region: 785-1435 (216 amino acids)
Molecular function (GO): protein dimerization activity
Source: RefSeq, a predicted model, not a curated record
AUGUAGCCUGUAUUAUUAUAUUUUAUUCUUAUAUAUUAUUUUUGUACGUGUUUAGCCUAUUAUUGUUGUUGUUUUUUCAUAUUUAAUUAUUUAUGUCAUGUUUUACUUUUAAAAUGAUUAAGUUUUAAUCAUCAGAAAACACCAUAUGUUAUUUGCAAUAAAUGAUCUAACGUACUGAGUUGGGCUGCAUUGGUAUUUUCUAGGAUAACUUUUGUGCUGGUUUAAGUUAUACAGUAUGGUUUCAAGCACAAGCAGUGCUUUGAAUGGCCACUUGAAGGCGCUAUUGAUGUUUUCAAAGGACAGUUUGGGGAUUUUGGGAUAAUGAUUCUACCUUGUUCAUUUUUUAGUAAACAACUGCGUUUAUAGGACGUUCAUAUAGGAAAUGAGAGUUCCCUUUUCCGCGUCUGAACAAGAGAGAAGAAUUAAAUAGCUUUUCUGCCAGUUUGGGACAAAUGGAUGGCAAAAAGCUGGUCAGCGAGUUUUAGUCCUUGAUUGCCUUCUUCAGAUGCCCUUCAAACAAAGGCUGGGGAUGAAAAUAAAGCCCCACCUGAGCGCAGACAGGAUAAAGGGACAUAAAUGACGAAUGGGCGCAUCACCUUCUAUUGUCCCUUUGAUCUAUAUAUAUUAAGGGAAUGAAUAAGACUGCAUGUUGCACACUGGACUCGCAGUCCUGUAGACCAACACACUCUCAGUCUGCAAAAGGUAAGCAUCUAAAUUAUGAUUGGUUUCUUAUGGAUUGUUGACCUUGUACUGAGAAUGUCCAGUUGUGUUUUAUGUUUACAGAAUGACUCCAAGAUCCACGUGCGCUUCGGGAGGAAGGAAUAGGACCUUUAAAUCUAACUGGAGUUCGGCAUUAGAUCUCAAGUCUGGAUCCACAGACAUUACCAAAGGUCAACAAAUCAAAUACAGCACAGAAUAUGAGCUUGGCAACAUAGACUCAGCGACUAAAGAAUGCUCAUCUACCUUCAGCGAAGAGAACGCAAGAAAUAAAAGAAUGAAGAAAGAUAUGCCAGUUAAAGCAGCAAGGAGACAACGUGGGAAUCGCAGAGUUAAGGCAAACGAUAGAGAAAGGCACCGCAUGCAUAAGCUGAACUCCGCUCUGGAUACUUUGAGAAGCGUGCUUCCAACUUUUCCCGAUGACGCGAAACUGACUAAAAUCGAGACUUUGAGAUUCGCGCACAAUUACAUUUGGGCAUUGUCAGAAACAUUGAGAAUUGCAGACCAUGUUCGGCAAAUUUCAAAUCACGCUCGGGACCAGGAGAACCUCACGGUGCCAAGCGCUUGCUUGGAUGCGCGUUAUAGCGCGUCAAGCACAUGCGCGUCCAAGUGGCACUCCACAAACUCAUCAUCAAAUUGGCAAGAAACCCAAGGCUACUACACUGAUUUGUUGCUAGAGGAAUUUAAUUGCAAUUUUCAGGACAAUCUGACAUUUUGAUUUGCUGGGGAAAAUCGAAUCUGCGAGUAGCAAAACAAAUCUGGCAAAAGCUGACCCUCUUGGGACCACGAGUAUGACGCGUUUCAGGGCAGCUCAUAAUAAAUGUUACUUUUCGUUUAAGCCUGAGAAAGAAAAAAAAAAACAUCAUAAUGAUUUAAUUAUUUUAAUUAUUCAAACGAUUUAUUGCAUGCUAUGGCGAUAAUAGACAUAAAUGUUGUAAAUAUUGUUUCUGUUAUUUCCUUCUUCCUUUUUUAAGCAAAUAAAGAAAAACUUAUUUUUAAAUUUAUUUUCAUUCGAGUGUAUCUGUAGAAUAGAAAUUGUACAAUCAUAAUAAAUUCAUAUAGAAUCUGUUUUAGUGUUUCGUGAAGGAAGCUUGCGUGUUGUAAUUUCACUGACACGGUUCUGCGCAUGCGCUGUACAUCAGCUGCGCUUUCCAGAGCAACAGGUAAAUACUUCUCACAAUAGAGGAGACUGGGCAAUAUCUCUAGUGGAACAAACAUUAGUACAGAUAAAACGUUAAUUUCUUAGGUUAAAACAAAAAACAAUCAAAUUCAUUCAGUGUCGCAAACUAUUUCCUUCUCACUGCUCCUAAUGUGUGUGCACUAACUUGGAUGGGUCAAAUGCAGACAGAGGACAAAUUCCGGUAUGGGUUUAGCAUACUUGGCCUUCACGUCACUUCAGUUUCGUUAACAAGAUCACAAGUAAGCCAUAUUAUCAUUAUGCUUGGUGUGUGUAUAUAUUUUUCCCUUUGCAUACGUUCUGUUAAAUAACCCUGUUCAUUUAGUAUAUUCUUGCAGGAAAAGAAUAAUUGUGAUAAGGUUCACUUUUAUAACACAUAAUUUUUUAGAUUUCUUACAGCUGCAGAAAAAAAAAAAAAACUAUUGCACUCUGACUGAAGUAUGAGUGGGUUGCUGCUUACAAUUCAACACUCAUAUUCAGUCAUUUAUUCAGCUAUAAUUAUGC